This is a messenger RNA of Rotaria socialis, 312 nucleotides long. Lineage: Eukaryota; Metazoa; Rotifera; Eurotatoria; Philodinida; Philodinidae. The record is from the annotation of a GenBank genome assembly.
AUGACUAAAGUCGAACUAGAAGAACACUCAUUACCUUAUAUUUGUCCAUCUGCUGUUAAUUUUCAUAGUGACGUUGAUGAAAAUGAAUUUAAAUCAAAAUCUCUUUGGAAUCCAGAUUGGACUAUUCAACGUGAAAUAUCAAUAACUAUCGAUAAAUCUUUAAAUAAUGUACCAAAAAUGUUCUCAAAAAAAAUUCAAAUAAUUAUUGCAAUUGUGAUUGUAAUAGGAUUGAUUCUAUCAAUUGUUUUACCUUUAAUUAUAUUAAUUAUUGAUCCAUAUUGGCUGCCAACAAUCCAAAAUCAGUCGAAAUAA